UCGUAUAUUCAAAUCUGGUGCAGUUGUGGUAGAUCUUAGCCUCAAGCAAAAGGAGGUCUUUCAAGAUUGUGCGUUUCAACAUAUGCUCGAGUAUAUGGAAAGCACUUCUAGCACAAUACAUACAUCUUUAACUAACGUAGUUCUUAUAAGACUAUCUUAAUAUUGAUCCACCACGAUGGACAUAGAUGGAAGGUGUUGAAGUAUAAGAGAAGCUCGAAAGCUGCGCUUCAGUAUGUUAACUUCAUCUCGAACCCACAGCCUUUAUCUUACCCCCAAACUUUCUUAUCAAAGUCUCGCGAUUUUCACUUCAAUAUUUACUAUGGAGUUGCACCCUCAGGAUAUUGAGGUAGGCUGUAUCCUUCAACCACGUCGUGAGGUCGACGCCCCACGCACUGGAAGAGGACCUCACAUCCUUGGUCUCGUCCUUACCGGUGUACCGUGUCAAUGGAGCUCGCCCCGAGGGCGGAAAAUUAAUCCAAACAUGAACUGUCUCGAUGGCUGCAAAUUAACAACAAAGGGCUAAAAGCAUCCCAUUAUUGUCAUUCAAAUAGAGGGAAAUGAUAUUUCCUAUGUACAAGUAUGUACAUUGGUGGGUUCAUAUGCAGGCUGUCAACUGACUUUUUUAACAGAUGACCAGUACACCAAUCAAGAAUGACAAAUGCGGUACUGAAUACUCUCCAAUUGGGCACUAUUUUCCUACAAAAAAAACGCUAAGAGACAUCAUCCCGAGGAAUAUCGCUCUAGUUACUGGCUUCGAGGUGAAAACUUUUCGGAAAAUACCCUAGAUAAAGCUCGCAGUAAAAGAGGGUAUGAGCGAACCAUUGAACUCAGAAAGUACUCCAUGCUGCGCCUACCACAUGUCUUUAAACGGCCGUUGUCCAAAUUCGAAGCUUUUGGGGGCCGCAAUUCAAGAGCAAUGGACUACUGCUUGGAUAAACCUUCUUAUUACAGACUGAUGGAUAGACUAGGUCUUAGUUCUGGUAACGAUAGAUCCGACAUAGUUGAACCGGGUACCCAAAACAAUUCUAUCUUUUCAAGCAUCUUUUCUCAACUAGUCAGCUAUCUCAGCGUUUACAAUUCUACAGAAGACGACCCAAGUCAAUAUCAAGCGGAGACUAUUUACCCCGGAGAAGACGGUAAGUCACUGUUAUUUCCUUUCGUACCUGAUAUUCUUUCUUUGGCUAAAUUAAAUCUAUCUAGUGGAGUUGAGUGUUUCACGAAAGCCAAGUCGACUAGAAUGGGCUUGGAGUUGGCUUGGACUGGGCCGUCUACUACGUAACUAGAAGCUACAAUUUCAUAACUCUGGAUUCGAUAAAACACCAGCUUAUCUCAUUUCUGUAAGGAUUUCAGAAUGUUAUAAAAUAGUG
Molecule: messenger RNA, 1367 nt
Organism: Sclerotinia trifoliorum
Lineage: Eukaryota; Fungi; Ascomycota; Leotiomycetes; Helotiales; Sclerotiniaceae
Source: the annotation of a GenBank genome assembly